AGGUAUAAAAACCAACUUGCACCCACCAAAUCUAUAGCAGUUCUCGUUUUAUCAUUAGCUAGGCAAGAUGAAGUUUCUGGUUUGCACUGUACUACUAGCAACCUCCACUCUCACUUUGGGCAAAAAAGAAGCUGUCCAAAGUACAAAAUCAAAAAGAGGUCUUAUCAGUCUUGGAGAUCUAGGUGGAGGUUCAGGUGGAUAUGGUGGUGGACAUGGAGGUGGAUUCUCAUCUGGAGGUUUUUCAGGAGGUCAUGGUGAUUUAUCAUCUAUAAGUUCAGGAUCUGGAGCUAUCUCCAGUGGAUACUCCAGCGGACAAGGCGGUUACAGUGGAGGUACUGGGGGUGGAUAUGGAAGUGGUUAUGGAUAUGGAGGUGGAUAUGGUGGUGGAUCUGGAGGGGGACUUGGUGGUGCUGAUCAAGGCAGAAUAACCCACAUCACUCUCCACAGAGAAAUUGCUGUUCCACACCCAGUUCCAGUACCAGUGAGAGUCGAAAAGAAGGUCCCGGUACCAGUCAAAGUGCCAGUCCCUGUUAAAGUAGACAAGCCAUAUCCAGUGCAUGUACCCAAGCCUUAUCCAGUGCCAGUAGAUAAACCAUAUCCAGUAAAAGUAAUCAAAAAUGUCCCAGUACCAGUUAGUGUACCCUAUAAAGUACCAGUUCCGGUUAAAGUACCAGUGCACGUUCCCAAACCCAUUCCAGUUCCAGUCCACAAACCCGUUCCAGUUCAUGUACCAGAAAUAAAUAUCGUCAAAAAGCUAGUACCAGUUAUUGUCGGUGGACAUGGAUAUGGUGGCGACACUGGUAGUGGACUUGGAGGUGGAUACGGAGGUAGCAUAGAUGGAGGACAUUUUGGAGGCGGCUACGAAAGUUUAGGAGGAGAUUUUGGAGGUAGUCACAUAUCCUUCAGUUCCGGAAGUGAUUUUGGUAGUCACUCUGGUAGUUUAGGAGGUGGUUAUUCAUCGGGUGGAUAUGGACACCAUUAACAACAAAGAAGGACAUAAAACUAAUUGUAAAUAAUUUUGUCUAAACAUUUAUUUCAUGUGUAUUAUCUCCUAUAAUACCCCUAUUUGUCUGUAUCGGUUAGUAGUCAAAAACUUGGUAAAAUAGCUUUAUCUUAGUGUAAAGAGUGUUUUGCAGAAGUUUUAUUACAUUACCAGAAUUCAAAACUUCAUCUCUUGUUGUUUACUGCUUAUCGAAUAUUUUGUAUAUAUAAUUUUUCAUUUAUAUCAGUAUUACUAAAUAAUAUAAAUAAUUCUUUCAAUGAUAAUAAUUAUUACCUGUGAUAUCAUCAGCUGUAUUUCCUAUCAUGGCAUUUUGUU
Messenger RNA from Sitophilus oryzae (rice weevil), 1318 nucleotides. RefSeq names its product keratin, type II cytoskeletal 2 epidermal-like. The transcript has 6 exons. NCBI's taxonomy places the organism in Eukaryota, Metazoa, Arthropoda, Insecta, Coleoptera, Curculionidae. The coding region runs from base 68 to 982 and encodes 304 amino acids. The record is from RefSeq and is a predicted model, not a curated record.